UGAAGCGCCGGGCGCACUUUCAUGAAUGAAUGAGAGCGGCUUCAGGACAGCAAUCCUCCCGGGACAGUCACAUCCUCGCACUCCUGCACGGAUAUUACAACCUCUGUUUCUACUGUCCACGUAAAGUAUGGAAGUACGAGUCCCCUCAAUCUCCCAGUGACACAAUGACACUCUACAAAGCGGAUUUUGUUAAGGAAUGCCGCUCCGUGAAGCGCUCGGAAUGAGACGCGCGAUGUCUUCGGCUCCGCUGCGGGACGCGCGGGCUGUCAUUCGCCCAUUUGGCUUCCAGCUGGUCAAAGUGAAGCGAAUAAAGUCCUGAAGAGAAUGGCCGUCUAUAGAGCGUCCUCAAAGGGAUGGCAACUUUUACCAACGCGCCCCUGGACCUCCGGAGACUCUUGCAAAAACUAGUCAUCAUGUUUUCCUUCAGCAUCAUAUGCGUCUCGAUACUAUACUUUCUGCUGGGAUGCUGCGAGUCGGACUUGGUGGACACUUCGCAGAACUCACCGCCGAGACUUUCACUGGAAUGGUAUAAUAAGACCGUGCUGAGAGAGAUAUUAUCGGCGCCUGACUAUGUGGCAGAUGAUAGUGGAAACAGCUCAGGGAAGGACUGGACAGCGACCCGGCGCCUCCCGGACGCGCUCAUCAUCGGAGUGAAGAAGGGAGGCACGCGUGCGCUCCUGGAGUUCCUGAGGCUUCACCCAGACAUCCGCGCACUCGGCUCCGAACCGCACUUCUUUGACAGGCACUACAUGCGCGGACUCGGCUGGUACAGGAGCAUGAUGCCUAAAGCCCUGAACGGGCAAAUCGUAAUGGAGAAAACGCCCAGGUACUUUGUCACCCCAGAAACGCCGGGCCGCAUCCACACUAUGUCACGUGACAUCAAGCUGAUCGUAGUGGUGCGAGACCCCAUCACUCGCGCCAUUUCAGACUACACCCAGAUCAUCUCCAAGACUCCUGACAUCCCCAGCUUCGAGAGCCUGACGUUCAAGAACCGAUCCACAGGACAGAUAGACUCUCUUUGGAGCCCGUUGUACAUCGGCCUGUACGCCAGACACCUGGAGCGAUGGCUGGCCUACUUUCCGCUCUCGCAGAUCCAUUUUGUCCACGGCGAGAGACUGAUAAGCGACCCGGCGGGCGAGUUGGGCCGCGUACAGGACUUCCUCGGCCUGCAGAGGAUCAUCACAGAUAAACACUUUUACUUCAACAAGACCAAGGGCUUCCCUUGCCUCAAAAAGCCAGAAGGCAGUAGCAAACCCCACUGUCUGGGCAAAACCAAAGGCCGAACGCAUCCUAAAAUCAACCCGGAGGUCAUUCAGAAACUGAGGGAAUUCUACCAGCCUCACAACCUCAAGUUCUACCAAAUGGCAGGCAUGGACUUUGGAUGGCAAUGAACUUUUCUGAGCGUUAACACCUAAUGGCUCCAUACUGCGGUUGAUUGAACUGAGUUGGUCUAAAAUGUGAUCGAAGUGAAAAACGAUAUCUUAGGAUGGUCAAUGGCUCUGUAGCUGUUCAAAUCAAUGCGUCUGGCAGAUAAAUAGAGGCCUGAGCACUUUGGGUCACAAUAGUCUUUUCAUACCGUCGGUGUGGCGCAGUUUAAGGGAACUGAUAGAAAUGACCUUAAAUCAUUGGUUUAAGUAGCACUUUUCUGCUCUUGCCAUUUUGAUGUCUUUUUUUAUGUUGCUUAGUCAAGCUUCAAUCAUGUUUGAUCGAUUCUUCAUAGUAAAAGGAGAAUUUGAAAUAAACUGUGUAGCAUAGACAUAUUUGUCAUUGUUGCAGAGAAAGAGGCAUUGUAGCACAUCUGUGUAAGGGCUGGUCUACAAUCACAUUCUACACUCAAUGGCUCAGAUUGGUUUUGAUUGUCUGCUGUAAUUGGCUCAAAUGGAGACAAUAUGCAGAUGAGGCCGGUCCUUUUGAAUUUUCCCUCUGCAUGCAUGAAUUUGCACUAGAAAGCCCACUAGAAAGCCAAUAAAUUAUUUUAAGUUCAUGUGUAGUUGUUUUCGCUCUGUUUAAUCCCAAAAAGUGAUGAGGUUUCAUAUAAAUGUUAAUGCAAAAAUAAUAUAUUUCUUUACCAUUUUUUUAUGUUUCACAUAAUUCUGAAAUA
Labeo rohita (rohu) is the source of this 2101-nucleotide messenger RNA. It is a transcript of the gene hs3st3l, whose product is annotated as heparan sulfate (glucosamine) 3-O-sulfotransferase 3-like. The transcript has 2 exons. Gene Ontology annotation, molecular function: [heparan sulfate]-glucosamine 3-sulfotransferase activity. NCBI's taxonomy places the organism in Eukaryota, Metazoa, Chordata, Actinopteri, Cypriniformes, Cyprinidae. The record is from RefSeq and is a predicted model, not a curated record. The coding region runs from base 354 to 1391 and encodes 345 amino acids.